Messenger RNA from Camellia sinensis, 1477 nucleotides. Its product is annotated as flavonol synthase/flavanone 3-hydroxylase. The record is from RefSeq and is a predicted model, not a curated record. NCBI's taxonomy places the organism in Eukaryota, Viridiplantae, Streptophyta, Magnoliopsida, Ericales, Theaceae.
UUGAGAACAAAAAAUCCUUAGCCGGUAAAACUUUGCUUUUCUUCUCUCUUGGAGUCCACUUUUGUCUCUCAUCCUCUCAUAUUCAUUGACCUAUAUUUCUUCAUGCAUGAGAAGAUCUCUAUAAACAAGCAAUUGAUCAAAGUUUCCUAAAAAAUUCAAAGUUUACUUAACAACACCCUAAUUGAUUUCUCACAAAAAACAUGGACAAGGAGAGAGUGCAAGCCAUUGCCUCAGCCACCAUGGAUACUAUCCCACCAGAGUUCAUCCGGCCGGAGAAUGAACAGCCAGGAUCGACAACGUUCCAUGGCCAGCUGCCAGAGGUCCCGGUCAUCGACCUGUCGAUCCUGGAUGAGGGAAAGCUUGUGGAGUUGAUUGACAAUGCCAGUUGCAAAUGGGGCAUGUUCCAAGUGGUGAACCAUGGCAUACCAGAGGAUGUCAUAGGCAAGUUGCACAUAGCUUAUGUCAAGUUUAAUGAGCUACCACAGGAAGAGAAAGAGGUGUAUGCUAAGCCUCCCGGGGCUAAAAGUGUGGAAGGGUAUGGAACAAAGUUGCAAAAGGAAGUGGAAGGCAAGAAGGGAUGGGUUGAUCAUUUGUUUCAUAAGAUUUGGCCUCCUUCUGCUAUUAACUACCAGUUUUGGCCUAAAAAUCCACCUCAUUAUAGGGAGACUAAUGAGGAGUAUGCAAAGCAUCUGCAUGGGGUGGUUGACAAGAUGCUUAGGACAUUGUCAUUAGGGUUAGGGCUUGAAGGGGAUGAUAUGAAGAAAGCAGUGGGUGGAGAUGAGUUAGUUUACUUGAUGAAGAUCAAUUAUUACCCACCAUGCCCUCGUCCUGAUCUGGCACUUGGUGUGGUGGCCCACUCUGACAUGUCAGCAAUAACAAUUCUAGUCCCCAAUGAAGUCCAAGGCCUCCAAAUCUUCCAAGCAGAUGGCUACUGGUAUGAUGUCAAGUAUAUCCCUAAUGCCCUCAUCAUCCAUAUUGGUGACCAAGUUGAGAUCUUAAGCAAUGGCAAGUACAAGGCUGUGCUUCAUAGAUCAACGGUGAACAAGGAGAAGACCAGAAUCUCAUGGCCAGUGUUCUUGGAGCCCCCACCAGACUUUGAAGUGGGCCCACAUCCUAAGCUUGUUAACAAAGAAAAUCCCCCAAAUUACAAAACCAAGAAGUUUUGUGAUUAUGUUUAUUGCAAGCUCAACAAAAUUCCACAGUAAUUGGUUUGGGUCAGAAUCUUUUGUCUCAAAAUAUUUAUAAUCGUUGAGUUAUUACAAAUUUUAAAAUAUAAUAUUUUUAAAAAAUGAUUUAAUAGAUGUAAAUAUUUUGAUACUGAAGACCGGAAAAUUUUGAAAAUAUCAAUGUGAUGGUUCUCUCUAUUGAUGUAUGCAAGUCAUUGGAUUUGUCGUCUUGCAUAGGUAACAGUAGAUGUAGGGAUAUUUUGUUUGUGUAAUUAAUUAUGAAGUUUCGUUGUAGUCACAAAAAAGUGAUA